This is a messenger RNA of Adineta steineri, 2985 nucleotides long. The record is from the annotation of a GenBank genome assembly. Lineage: Eukaryota; Metazoa; Rotifera; Eurotatoria; Adinetida; Adinetidae.
AUGGAUUAUAAUCAAGAAGAAGAUGUUUAUUGGAUAUGUCUUAUAUAUAUUUUUUCAGGCAAAACUGGACCAACUAAACAUCUAUGGAUUGGAAAUAUACCAAAAGGUAUAGGACGACGUGAUCUUGAAUAUUUAUUUUCACGUUAUGGACAAAUUGAAAAAUUUAAUUAUUCACCUGGUAGACCAACAUGUAAUAUUUCAUUUGUUGAUGUUGAAGAUGCAAUUAAAGCACGAACAAAAUUACAUGGUGCAAUACGAUUACCAAAUGGACAAGUAGUUUAUAACAAAUCUGAUUUAUCAGUAUUACCACGAGAUGGUUUUUAUAUUGACUAUUAUGAUCGUUUAACAUUGGAAAGUCGUUUUAAUAAUCGUUCACGACAAAAUUCAUCGAAGUCACAUUCACGUCAAAGUUCGCCUGAAUCAGCAGUAUCAGAUCAUGCACAUUCUCCGUCUAAAGAUGAUAAUAAUGAUAAUACUCAACCAAAUGAAGAUGAUGUUAAUGAAGAUAUUAAACCUGAAAUACAUUCACGUUCACCAACACCACCAGUCUUAAAUCCUAUAAAAGAACGACGAUCAACAGAUCGUAGCGAAACACCAUCUUUAGUAGAUUCAUCUCCACUAGCUGGACGAACUUUUCAUGGCGCAUUAGGUUCUUAUUUAUCACCAACUGAUACAGCAAACAUAAAUAAUUUAAAUGAAUUAAUGAUACUUUGUGAACAAUUGAAUGCAUCAGCAACACAAAGUAAUACAGCUUUGUCAACUGUUUAUCCUGUUCAAUUUAUACUUAAAUCUCAUGCUUAUGAUGCACGUAUGCAUUUUCUUGCUGGAAGUCCAACAUUAACUAGUCUUUUACUCGGUCAACCAGGUGAUCUUGUUGCAGCUAAAACUGAAUUAAAAAUUACCCAACGGCUUCGUCUCGAACAAAAUAAACUUGAUGAUUUAGAAAAACAACUUCGUACUAAUGUUACAAAUGCAUUGAGUGUCAAUGGAAAUAAUUCGAAUGUGAAUACAAAUAGUAGUCGAAAACAAUUAAUAAUUGCAAAUCAAACAAAAUUUUCUAUACUUAUUGCAACACCAAAAAUACAUAAUUUAAAUAAACCACCUAAUCCAACUAAAGAUCAAGUAAAAAAUGAACAAACUUCACCAUCUCGAAUAAAUGAAAAUGAUGAACAUAUUAAAAUAAAAGAAGAGACAACGAACGAUGAUAAUGAAGAAGAAAUAUUACUUUCUCGUUUGAUUUCUUAUUUAGCUGAAAAAGAAGCAGCUGGUGUUAUAUCCAUUCCAUUUUAUCCAACAUAUCAAAAUGAUUAUAAUCAUUCAACUAAACAAGAAACUGCUGCCGUACAUAUAUUUCCUCCAAUAACAAAUCGUUUUAUUCGACCUUCGUCAUCAUUGAAUUCUGAUGCUGUUGAUUCGAAUGAUAAAAAUAAUAUUAAUACAUCAAGUCGAGAAGCGGAUACAUUACUUGAUAUACUUAUGAAACGUACUGAUGGUGUUGAUAUUGCACAUGAACAUGCGAAAUAUUUAUCAAAAUAUAUGUUUUCAUUAACACAAUAUAUUCAAGAACGAUCUGUUGAAGAACUUGGACAUGCGGAACGAACAUCGAAAUUAAUUAAUAAUUGUUCAUUAUCAACAUUUUUAACAACAUAUCGUUAUUUACCAGGAAUUGAUUUAAUGAUGAAACAAAUAAAAAAAGAUACUGAAUAUUAUUCAAAAAUACAAUCAACAUGGAUGCUUUUACAAACACAUGAAUUUGUUGGAAAAAUUGAAUCAUGGCGAACAUAUCAUGACAGUGUACGAAAAACAGUUAAGACUCAAUGGGAUAAAUCUUUUAAAAAAUGUCAACAAGCAAUGCAAAUAGUUGAAGAUGCUCGUACAAAUUCCAAAUCAGUCAUAAAUCUUCCAACAUCUUCAUCAUCAUCAUCAACAUCGUCAGAUCCCCUUACACAUUCAGUAAAUCUUUCAAUUACAUUACCGCAUCAUCAUUCUCUUCAACGUACAGCGUCAUCACCACCAAAUAUUAUUCAUACAGCAACAGCUCCAGCUCCACUUCCAUUACCACCCACAAAUGAAACAAAUUUACAAUCUGCUUUAAAUGAUCUUGAUAUAAAACAAAAAGAACUUCAAUUAACCAAACAUGAAACAUUAACAAUCCUUAAUAAACUUAUUAAUAAUACAGAAAAUUUAAUAAUUGAUUCAUUAAAUACAUAUUUUCGUUCAACUGAUUUUCUAACAAAUUCAUCAUCAGCUUUUAUUCCGCGAUCAAAAAAUGAUUUGGCAUCAUGUUAUACAACCUAUAUUCAUUCACUUCCACCUUCUACAAUUCAAGAUGAUAAUUCACCAUCAUCAUCAUCAAUAAAAGAUAGUUCAGUUCGACGUAUACCAUUUGUUAUUCAACUUUGUUGUCAUUGUAUUGAACAACUUGAAGGACAUAAAAUAAAAGGUAUUUAUCGUUUAUCAGGUGUUAAAUCAAAAGUUGAUCAUCUUUGUCGACAAUUUGUACAAGGUAUUGAAUUAAAUGGAACGGAUUUAAUAAAUAAUUUUUCAGCAAUUGUACUUGCUAAUGCGGUUAAAAAAUAUCUACGUGAAUUACCUAUUCCAUUAUUAUUAAUUGCUGAAUCAACGGAUUCAUCAUUAAUAGUUCAAAAUGAAUUAAUGAAUAUUGGAAAAGAAAUUUGUCAAUCAUCAAAUCAAAUAUCACCACGUAUUAAUGAACGUUUAAGACAAAUUAUUGACCAAAGAAUUUCCGAUUAUGCUAAACAAGCUUUAAUACAUUUACUCAAACAUUUGUAUUUAAUCUCAUUGAGCGAACAAGAAAAUCAAAUGUCAGCAGCCAAUUUAGGUAUUGUUUUUGGGCCGACACUUUUUAAAUCUCAACAGAGAAUGGAAGAUGAUACAACACUUUCGACUUUACUCGAAGCACCUUAUCAGGCAAAACUAGUUGAAUAUUUAAUUGCCAAUGAUCUUUUUAGUUCAGACAUCUAG